This is a messenger RNA of Symbiodinium natans, 1353 nucleotides long. The record is from the annotation of a GenBank genome assembly. NCBI's taxonomy places the organism in Eukaryota, Dinophyceae, Suessiales, Symbiodiniaceae.
AUGGCCCUCACGACGCUUGUGCUUGCAGCAGCAUGUGGGGCAUCUGCGCUGCGGCUCGAUGCAGACCCGAUGGCUGAAGGCGCCUGGGCCAUUGACGCAGAUCGUGAGUGGCCAUGGAACCGGAGGUUGACAAUGGAUGAGGCGGCCAUGCACAGGUAUGCAGAGGGCGAAGAGCUGACCCCCUCCUCCAGCGCCUUGGAGGCGCCGGACAGUCCGCCAGCACUUCCAUCUGCCUGGUCCAAGAGGCUGACAUUCUUGGAAGCAUUAGGCAGUGGCGGGCACGGAACUGCGUACCUCUACACGGCCGCGUGCAAUUCCUCCAGUGUCACAGUGACCGUGAAACUCCUGCACCAGAAGCGGCUCCAGGACCGGCGAGAAGUCAGGAUUAUGCGACAGAUGUAUGGAGUAUCCGAUUAUUGUAUCUCCACCCUGGGUGCACCAGACUAUGUCGAUACUGAUUCAGGUCUGUGGAUUAUGAUGCCAUUUAUGAAUUCUGGCAACCUCUGGCAAUUAUUGCAACGAUGCCACACAGCACAGUGUAGAUGUGAACACCGCCUCUGUUGGGAACGACUGGGAGCUCCUCACAGCAUUCCCUUCGUGCAGGCACUUCUUUAUCAGGCAACUUUGGGUAUCGGCGCGUUGCACGCGCAAGGGUACAUCCACAUGGACUUGAAGCCGGAGAACAUCAUGCUGAGUUGCCGACAGGACAAGUGCUUUGCCGAAGUGAUUGACCUUGGCAUUGCUUGUCCCCCGAAGCUUUGCAAAUGGUCUGGAACUAUCGGCUUCAUCGCGCCCGAGGUCUGGACUGGAACGGGUCUUGGCUUGGCGGCAAAUGAUAUUUGGUCCCUUGGGGUGGUCUUCUAUGAGAUGAUGUAUGGGCGCAAGCCGCCGUUUCACAAUGACCGCAGCGGAAAGGCAACGAGGAAUUAUCAGCCAACGAAGGACAAUGCUAUUCCGAAUCCUGGCAAGCCUAUUGAUCACUUGAUUCAGAGCAUGCUUAGCCAACUGCCAUCGAACCGCCCAACCAUACGUGGUGUGCAGGACUCUCUUCGCACCAUCAUCCAGGAAGCCCAUCCACGACAAGAUGUUCUUGACAUGAUCACCUUGUCUCCGACGCAGAGAGGUGCCAAAGACGCUAUCCCGCCUUGCCUGCUUCAAUACGAUGACCCAAAGUAUAUCAUAGACAUUGGCAACAAGGAAGCUCACCGUAUGGAUUGUACGGACAUGCCCAGGCAAGCCCAGGGGUACUUUCGGUGCGGCGUAUGCGUCGGAUGCAACCCAUGCUGCAAAUGCCGGGUCAAGCGGCGAGAUAAGCUCGAAAAAGCAUAUUUCCGCAUGCCAACGUGCGAGUGA